Solea solea (common sole) is the source of this 3098-nucleotide messenger RNA. Its product is annotated as protein FAM222A-like. The transcript is spliced from 3 exons. The record is from RefSeq and is a predicted model, not a curated record. The coding region runs from base 384 to 1913 and encodes 509 amino acids. Lineage: Eukaryota; Metazoa; Chordata; Actinopteri; Pleuronectiformes; Soleidae.
CAUUGCCAUUCCGACAUCACUCUCUGGACUGUGUGGCACACACUCUCACACUAUCUCUCUCUCUCACACACACACACAUACAUUCAGCUUUUUGUCGACAUGAGACAGCCAGCGUCACACACACACAGAAAUCAUCUGUGUUGAAUAUGUAGUUGUGGGAGUACAGCUGACGGAUCGGGACUUCAUCCAUGGAUGUAACAUCUCCGGAGGUUUCCAGUGCGCACCGUGGAUUCAGCGGCGAUCAGAUUGCUUUUCGCAGAGGAAAUACGCCUUCCGAGCCGGAGAGCAACCAAUCAGCCGUGGCGAACCAAAGAUAAACAAGCCUUAUGAAAAGACUAAACUCUCAGGUCGACUCAGGCUGUGAGCAGCCGUGGUGAACUAUCAUGCUGGCCUGUAUCCAGAGACAGCAGACCCUCUCGUCGCAGCGUCUGGCCUGCACUCCCAAAAGCCUCGAUGUUGCUCUGCCGCCGAUCCUGCUGCCAGCACCACCGCUGCAGCCCUGCACCCGCAAAGGCGACUCAGCCUCCAUGAUUUCCCGAUACCCUUCUCCAGCGGAGUUGGACGCUUUCGCUCAGAAGACUGCCAACAGUCCACUGUCCAUUAAAAUCUUUCCGUCCGAUGUGCGGGUGCCGCAGCAGAAGCAAAUCAACAAAACCGUCAACGGCUUCGACACCACAGGCCAACGCUACAGCCCGUAUUCACACCCGUGCUCAGGAGGCCACCGGGGCUUGUUGGCUGUCAUCAAAGCCUCCGUGGUGGCCAAAGGUGUGGUGAAAAGCUCCGAGGGCAGGAGGACUAAACAUGCAAAUCCCCAGGCCCCCGUGGCACCGUAUAAUAAUCCACUAAAUAUUGGCUGUGCUGUCAGACACGGGCACAAGGCCUAUCAUGUAAGUGCAUGUAAGCUCUCUGAUGUGCCCAUUGAGACGCUGUGUUCCCGUGCGGGGAUGACCUCUGGAGAUCAGAGCUUGCCCCCCCAGUCUGAGCUGGCAAAGGUUCAAAGCCUGAUGAGGCAGAUGAGCAGAGUGCCCCACAGUCAGGCCCUGCAGCUGGGUGGGGAGGCUCGAGCCAGCCCCUCUCUGCAUGCUGUGGCCGCAGUGGCACAUUCAGACUCUGACUUUGUUCUGGGAGUGCCGCCCCAGAGCAGUCUGGCAUACACAGGAGCGGUGCUACCUACGCAGAGUGCAGAUAUAGCCAAAGCUGGUUACUUGGAGAAGGGAGACUACGCAGUGUGGCAGCACAAGCAUCCUCUUCUUCAGCAGCAGCAGCAGCAGCAGCAGUCGUAUCAGCAGGUACCAGUGAGGAUGUACAGUGUGGGCAAUGGCGCUCAGGGGCAUAGAGCAGCACAGACUGCUGUCGGUCAGUCUCCUUUGACGUGCUCCUCGCAGCUGUCUUACAGGCCGCAUCCUGCCAGUGUGGGUGCUGGGCAGGAGCGAGUCAGUGGCUCCUCUCUGAACUGUGCCCCCAUGCAGGGGGAGUUCUCUGUUGGACAGUACUACGCUCCUCUCUGGGAUAACGUUGUGGCCACCCCCAACAGUGACUGUUAUACUUCUCAGGUGCUGGCGACGGGUACAUGCGCAACCAGGCCCCGAGCCCUGGGCCUGUCCCAUUCCCAUCUCCACCCGACUCACCAUCAGCGUCACCACCACCACCAGACGCAACUCCCCCCUCCUGUCCCGCAACACAUCCAGGCCUACGCCACAGACCCAAACCUCUGUUGUGGGCUGCCCACGUCUAGCAUGUGCCACGCUGCAGUACUCAGCAGCAGCCUGCAGUCUCUGGAGUGCCUCAUCAGUGAGAUCCACCCUCCGUGCAUCAAAGAGCGCAUGCUGGGCCGCGGGUACGAAGCCAUGGGAAUGCCUCAGCUGCUGGAGCACCACCAGAACACCCACAUGCAACUUCCCGUCUACAGAUAGGACGCGGCGCUGGCACACAGCGGGGCGGUGCAGGAGUGACAGACCUCUUAUAGACGGUGGAAGUGUGUCAGUACAUACUGUACGUCUGUGUGUGGGAAGGAGACAUGCCUUUAAUGUCUGUGCAUGUAGUUCAGCAGAAGGCUUUUGUGUCUACGGCCCGGAGGUAAACGAUAAUCAUGACUUUAGAUAAGUGUUUGUUUUCCUUGCUUUCAUUUUUUUUCUGUGUUAAACGGCCAUUAAAAGAUUGCCUGCUGUUCUCCGUUUAAUUAAUGCUGAUUUUGGAGUGCCCAAUCAGAGAUUUGCCGUCACAUUUCAACGCGCAACACUGUGUGUGUGUGUGUGUGUGUCUGCAGGUGAUUCUUCUGUGGCCCCUUCAUAUAAAUAUGGGAAAACUCGCUAAACUGAAGUAAUCAUUGGUACCUUUCCUUAAAAACACUUGACUCUGGUAACUGUUUUUUUUUUUUGGCGAUAUAUGAUGUGUUUUACUUACUCGAGAGGGAACAUUCUUUUAAUUAUUAACUGAAAUUGUGGUUUUCUUUUGUUGUUUUUACUGUGAAUUGGAUUUUUGCCGUCAUCAUGCUCAACAUAUUAAGGACUGUUGCAUUUCCAAAUCAACACUGUGGCAUCCACGCCAAGCAUGAUGAGUUGUAUUUUCUUUUCUUUUCUUUUUUUUAAAAAACAAGGUUGCGUGUGUGGACUUUUUUCCUCUCGAAUGACAAUGUCUCUUCCCCUGGUGGGUUGCGGCACUGUGACACAACACCCGGGAGCAAUGCAGUGCCAUGUUGGAGAGCUCAGGCCCACCUGAAUCAUGUACACUUAUCUUCUUUUUAGGGCUACAUUAUCUCUGAUGGUGUGAGAUGUGUGACUGAGUAGAUCGAUGUACGUCUGCACUGGUUCAGUAAUACUAUUUAUUUAUGUCAGGCCUGUUGAGUUCCAUAGCAAAACUGUCUUUAUAAUUAUGAAGUGCAAUUAUUAUAUAUGAACAUGUGAAUGCUCUCUCCAUGAAGUACGUUGUUGAAAUAACUACAUUUUGGCCCCCCCCCCCCCCCCCUCUUUUUUUUGCCUCUUCUUAAUAAGGAUUGUCAAGUAAAUGAAAUUUUCUAAGCCCAGCAAAGUGUCUGUUGUUGAUUUUUAUUAGUUAUGUGAUAAACAUGUAGCCGAAAAGAGGGUUUAGGUAAACUCAUG